Messenger RNA from Lodderomyces orthopsilosis Co 90-125, 1524 nucleotides. It is a transcript of the gene PCT1, whose product is annotated as choline-phosphate cytidylyltransferase. Gene Ontology annotation, biological process: CDP-choline pathway. Gene Ontology annotation, molecular function: phosphatidylcholine binding; choline-phosphate cytidylyltransferase activity. Gene Ontology annotation, cellular component: nuclear envelope. The transcript has a single exon. The coding region runs from base 1 to 1524 and encodes 507 amino acids. NCBI's taxonomy places the organism in Eukaryota, Fungi, Ascomycota, Pichiomycetes, Serinales, Debaryomycetaceae. The record is from RefSeq and is a predicted model, not a curated record.
AUGGUAAGAUUGACUAGAAAAAGAGCUAUUGAGAAUGAGUUGAAUGGUUCUCCAUUAACAAAAACCCUUUCAAUGGAAUCUAUAUCAUCAUUGUUCAAACGGAAAAGAAAGAGAGGCGAAGACGAUACUGACACAACUAAAUCUACAUCGGAUAGUGAAAAUGCUACAGAGAUAGAAGAUGAAAAUGAAGAAGAAGACGAGGGGAAGGAACUGAACCAAGCUCUUCAUCAUAAAAAGAGAAGGAUCAAAACAAAAGAAGAAGAGGAAUUUGAAGCACGUGAAAAGGAAUUAGACGAACAACUUCCCCCUGAACUUAGGAAAUAUAGACCAAGAGGUUACGGUUUCAAUAUACCCCCAAAGGGUAGACCAAUUAGGGUUUAUGCUGACGGUGUAUUUGAUCUUUUCCAUUUGGGUCAUAUGAAACAAUUGGAACAAGCUAAAAAGGCAUUUGAUAAUGUUGAAUUGGUUUGUGGAGUUCCGUCCGAUGUUGAAACUCAUAAACGCAAGGGCCUUACUGUAUUAACAGAUAAACAAAGAUGUGAAACUUUGAAACAAUGUAAAUGGGUUGAUGAAGUGAUUCCAAAUGCUCCAUGGUGUGUGACUCCUGAAUUUUUACAAGAGCACAAGAUUGAUUAUGUUGCUCACGAUGAUCUACCAUAUGCUAGUGCUGAUAGUGAUGAUAUCUAUAAACCCAUAAAGGCAGAAGGUAAGUUUUUGACUACGCAAAGGACUGAAGGUAUUUCUACAUCAGAUAUCAUAACGAAAAUUAUUCGUGAUUAUGACAAAUAUUUGAUGAGAAAUUUUGCUAGAGGUGCCACUAGAGAAGAUUUAAACGUUAGUUGGCUUAAAAAGAAUGAACUUGAAUUUAAGAAACACAUUAAUGAUUUUAGAACUUAUUGGAUGAGAAACAAGACAAAUAUCAACAAUGUCAGUAGAGAUUUGUAUUUUGAAAUCAGAGAAUUUAUGCGUGGUCGUAAAUUCAAUGUGAAACAAUACUUGGAAACUCAUCAAAAUGGAGCAAGACAAAGAAGACUUAAAAAUGGAUCUGAUAGUAAGAGUUUGACUACUACUGAUGAUGAAGGUGAAUCGCCAAGCAAGGGAAGUCCAUUGUCUGAAUUUGCCUCAAAAUACAUUGGAAAUGCCAAUAAGGAGUUGAACAAAACUGGGAAAGCACUAUUUUCAUGGAUACAAGGAGAAAAUGAUGAAGAUGUCGCUUUUGAUGAAGAUGCUGAUGAAGUUGAUGAAGAAGAAAUUAAACCAAUUGUAGUCAAGCCAGUGAGAAGAGCUAGACGCAGAAGCAGUAGUGCCGGUAGCUCUGCUAGCGUGACUAGUACUCCCAUGAAAUUAAAAUCAAGUUCCGUAAAGGCUUCACUGGCAACACCAAAGGCAACCGUAACACCAAAAGCAGCUUCAGCAACACCAAAGUCGGAAGUGAACUCAAAAUCAAAAUCUCUGGGUACACCAAAAACUGCCCUGGAAACCCCAAAAAAGAGAGCUACAAAAGCUAAAGCAUCUACUAAAUAA